This is a messenger RNA of Funneliformis geosporum, 363 nucleotides long. Lineage: Eukaryota; Fungi; Glomeromycota; Glomeromycetes; Glomerales; Glomeraceae. The record is from the annotation of a GenBank genome assembly.
AUGAAUUUAUUAGAUCCUAUUCAUGUCGAUCAAUCCAUAUCUUCAUAUUAUGUCAUAAGAAGUAAACUAGAAGAGAUAUAUGGUAAUGUAGCUAAGCAACUGGAGCAUGAAAAUGGUAAUCACAUAUAUUUACACAUAGAAUUGAAUGUAUUGUCUCACAUAAUGAAUAAUGACAAGGAAAGGAAAUUUAUAGCAGUUUCCAAGAGUUGCUGUUAUUUAUGUGAAUCGUAUAUCAGAUUUGCAAAAAUCAAAGGUCAUACUAUUGCCUUCUCUGGAUCACAUAAGAAAUUAUAUCAUAGGUGGAAACUUCCAGACGCCUUCAAGAAAGAAUUUAUGUCAAAUACUCUCUUUGAUCUCGAUUAG